This is a messenger RNA of Vigna umbellata (rice bean), 865 nucleotides long. The record is from RefSeq and is a predicted model, not a curated record. NCBI's taxonomy places the organism in Eukaryota, Viridiplantae, Streptophyta, Magnoliopsida, Fabales, Fabaceae.
UCCGCGUCUUCUUUCCCAACGAACAAAUUUACAAGUUUCAGUCCAUUCGUAUUCAUUCUCAUUUUCUUAUUGUUCGAACCAGAAAAUGCCGAAGCGUAGAACGAAGAAAUCUGCAAAAGCACGCGAAUCAAUACCAGACUCUCAAAUUCGGAAGCAACCACCUCAAUUCAUGGACCUCGAAAUCCAAGAGAUGGAGAGAGAAAUUGGAACGAUUAGGGCGCGUCGCGACGCGGAUAUCAAGCACUGGCUCACGGAACUGCGAUUGUUGCGCUCGCGUUUCAGCAGCGAGGAGCUUCGGAAACCUGUGUUGCAGGUUUUUGAAGAAACCCUGCCUAAUCUCUCUCUCGUGAUCGACGAACGCAACAAGAAUAUAGAAGUGAAAUGGAGAGAAAAAGAGGGUUGUAACGAUGGAAUGGAUGUCCGCGCUUCUUUGUUCCAAGGAUUCAUUGCAUCCAUCUCUCGUUUUCCAGGCUUUGACUAUUCUGCCAGUGCAGGGAGAAUGAGCUUUAUUGGUGCUGAUAACCUUCAAUUCAAGGACAAUGCUUUGGAGGAGUCAUCUGACACCCACACUAUAGCAGUACAGGAAGGUCUUCAGACUCCCGGGGUGACAAGUCAAAGGUUUUCUAUUGGGAUGACACCCGGAACACUUAGAGUGCCCAAACCUGGCGAGAUGCUUUUCUCUGUUCAUCAAUCACCUCUAGGUGUUUUCAAGGAAAAUAAUAUGGAAGCCAUACAUGAGUCAGAAGAGGGUUGAAUGUUUUCUAAUAAAUCUGUUGUCCUCCAAGAACAAGCUCUGGAGGUUUUUACGUGUCUCAUCAAUGUAAAUUAUGGCCUGUUAUUUAUUUUUCAGUCAGCAUUGCCUACU